GCGCGCCGCUCCACCGCGCCUCGUCCCCCCCCCGCCGUCAUGGCGCAACCUAAACCCGGUCAGUCCGGGGAGGAGAUCGAGUGGAAGAGCGACAUGUACCCGGGCACGGUCGUCAGCGCGACUCUGGAGCUCCGGCACGCCGCGGGGCUCAGCUCUUCCGUGAUCGGCGCGGUGCAGACGGACCCGAACGACCCCGACCGCGUCUACUACGCGGUCGCGUCCACCGUCGUCGUCGCGUCGCUCGCGGACCCGUCGAAGAAUGCUUUCCUCCGCGGGCACGACGGCGACAUCGCCGCGCUCGCGGUGUCGCCCAGCGGUCGGUACCUCGCGUCCGGACAGGGCGUCGGCACGAACGCGGACGUCGUCGUGUGGGACCUGAGCACGAUGACGGAGCUGCACCGGCUGUCGGAGCACGACGAGGGCGUCGCGUGUCUCGCCUUCUCGCCGGACGAUCGCGUCCUCGUCUCGGGCGGCGUCGCCGCGGAUGGCAAAAUUUUCUGUUGGGACGCGCGAACCGGCGGGAUCAUCGCGAACGGCGCGCUCGCGCCGGAGGAGUGCCGCGCGGUGACGUUCUCGAGCGCGAUCUACGAGGGGACGUACUACACGUUCGCGACCGCGGGCGUCGAGGCGUGCGUCGUCUGGGGCGUCGACGCGAAGCGCGGAUUGCUCGGCGGCCAAAAGUGCGGCACCGGCUUCCAACGCCGCGUCUACGUCUCCGUGGAGUUCUCCCCGGACGCGACGAUGCUCUACGCGGGAAGCACGUCCGGUGACGUGACCGAGUUCACGGUCAACGGAUGCGUUUUGCGCAACGUCGCGGUGUGCUGCAAGUCGAACGCGGCGUGCGUGCUGAGCCUCGAGUACCUCGGCCUCGCGAAGGACGCCUACCUCAUCGGCGGCGGCGACGGCACCGUAUCCGUGUACUACCCGAAGCGCCCGCCGACGCCGAUGGACACGAUGGAGCCGCUCGCGACGCUGAAGGGCGCGGUGACGUCCAUCGCGAAGAUCGCGGCGAGCAACCAGGUUGUCGUCGCGACGGCGGAGGGAAACAAGUACGUCGUCUCCUUGCAGACGCUGAGACCGGGCGCGGCGAAGAGCGUGUGCUACGAGGAGUCGCACAUCGCGCCGGUGACGUCGGUGCUCUUCGCGCCGACGGACUGCUUCGGCGGGCAGGAGAGGCUCGUGUCCGGCAGCGCCGACGGGUGGCUGCGCGCGUGGAGCAUCAGCGCGGAGGGUAUGGCGAUGGGGACGCUGCGCGCGCAGGAACGCAUGCGCGGCGGAUUGAACUGCGUCGCCGCGGUGCCCGGGACGAUCCUCACCGGGUGGGGCAACGGGCACGUGUGCGGGUUCCGCGACGGCGACGGCGCGCUGCUCUGGACGCUGCCGGACGCGCACGUGGACGGCGUGACGUGCAUCGCGGUGUCGAACGAGCGGCAGUUUUUCGUCACCGGCGGCGCCGGAGGCGACGUGCGCGUGUGGGACGUCGCUUCGCGGCAGCUCGUGUCGACGCUCAAGGAGCACAACGCUCGCGUCGUCGGGCUCGCGGUCCUCGCGGGCGACGCGCACGUGGUGUCCGCGUCGAGGGAUCGAAGCAUCCUGACGUGGGAUCUCAUUCGCGAGCGUCGGACGACGCAACAUCUGCAACGCGUCGGCGGCAUCAACGCGUCGGUCGUGAAACCGCAAGGGUCUUCGUACGCCGACGCCUCCGCCGAGCCGGACGGCGCGUCCGUGCCCAUGGUGACCGUGGGGCAGGACCGGAGCCUGACGUUCUGGGACCUCAGCGAGCAGCAGCCGCUGCAGAUCGUGCCGGGGACGCACGCGCGGGAGUGCACGUGCGUCGCGCUGUCGAGCGAGGGCGUCCUGGGCACGGGAAGCAAAGAUCAGAUGUUGAAGCUGUGGGAUUUCGAGAGCGGUCGGCUGCUCGCGUCCAAGCACGCGCACUGCAAGUCCGUGCUGUCGCUGAGCUUCAGCGCGGACGGGAGGACGCUCGUGUCGGGCGGCGAGGACGGGGUCAUCAUGACGUGGGCGAUCGACGUCAAGAAAGUGGACUAGAAGAAGAGAGAGAAGGAUGGAUGGGUGAUGGGGAGGGUGGCGCUCUUGCUUGUACGUGUAGUCUACGUAAAAGUAACUCAUGACUCUGACGUUUGACCG
Micromonas pusilla CCMP1545 is the source of this 2148-nucleotide messenger RNA. Its product is annotated as flagella-associated protein FAP196-like protein. Gene Ontology annotation, molecular function: protein binding. The record is from RefSeq and is a predicted model, not a curated record. Lineage: Eukaryota; Viridiplantae; Chlorophyta; Mamiellophyceae; Mamiellales; Mamiellaceae. The transcript has 5 exons. The coding region runs from base 40 to 2049 and encodes 669 amino acids.